Acyrthosiphon pisum (pea aphid) is the source of this 1332-nucleotide messenger RNA. RefSeq lists its product as uncharacterized. Lineage: Eukaryota; Metazoa; Arthropoda; Insecta; Hemiptera; Aphididae. Bases 332 to 805 code for a protein of 157 amino acids. The transcript is spliced from 2 exons. The record is from RefSeq and is a predicted model, not a curated record.
GUUAGUUUUCAAAUUAACAAACAAAAUUAAAAUAUGUCUAUUGACAUUUUACCUUUAAGAAUUACAUAAUUUUCUUUAAUUUAACUAUGUCAUGUCUAUAGUUAUAUAAAUCUAAUUUUACUCUUAGUCACAUCAUUAUAAUUAACACAGUUGGACGUUGGUUACUCUUAGUUUCAUGAAUACAAUUUAGUGAGCUAUUUAUUUAGACUUUGUCGUGUAGAUCUAUACCUGUUAUCUACAUAUAGCGUAUGCAAUACAUUUUACUGGGUAGUAAAAUAAGCAAUUUCAAAAUUAUAAUCUUAUUUACUCUGUAGACACCUACGGAGAUGGCAUGGAAAUUGCAACGAUAAAACGUUGUUCGAUAUGGAUAGAAAGAGAUGACGAGAUUUCCUACGGGCAGGAUGAAUUCAAAGUGUCUGUAUGGGUGUUGGCCACGACUUGGGGUCGGUAUGAGGACGUGGUGACUAUUGAAUUACACGUAGGACUCGAUAUUCUACCGGCCAUCCACAUACCACUCAUCAUCAAAGCUAUUACGUUCCCCAUACAAUACCCUUUAGCUAAAGACGUUCACAAACCAACCAUCAACUUCAGCCUCUACUCGAUGGAGUCAGAAAACCGAUUACAAAUCUUGAAUAAUAGUGAAAUUCCGAUCAAAAUAUCUUGGCGCAUAUAUAACGAAAGUAAAGAAAAUAAACCGUUUGGAGUAUUAAUUGACACAUUAACUCCUGACUAUCCAGACCAUUGGUCUUUGAGAAUUACCAGUUACGACGGGUUAGAAAAUCCUCGAUAUUUUAUAGUAAGUUAAUUGACCCUACUUCAUCAUUCUAUAGAAUAAUAUAAUUUAGUAAUAAGUUUUAAGAUAUUAUGAUUUUCUAAAUAUUAUUCACAUCACCGUCGUGAUAGUUUAUAGAUUUUAAUGCGUAUAUUGAGUUUUUUUCAUCGUACAAGUGUUAUUUGACUGUGUGCUGAUUAAAUAAAUUAUAAUCAGAAUAAUGAGCAAUAAAAAUGUGUCUAAUAAAUGUGUUUUUCUAUAUCUACUGUUAAUCUAUACGUGUAGUUCACUUUAAAAAUCAUUUGACUCGAGUUAGAAAACCAAAACUAUAAUGUAAUAUACAUGAUUCAUAUCAGUCAUAUACCCGGUAAAUAUUUCUAAUAUUUAACGACUAAACACAAUUAUAUUCGUUAAUUUCACCUGUAUAUUUAUUGAAAAUCUAAUGUAUCUAAAAAUAAGAAUUUGUCUAUCAUUAUUGUAAUUAAUUAUAUUGCUCAUAAACAAUGCUUAUGAUACAACUUACUAUGCUAUUUAAAGCAAUAUUAAAGGCAUUGAGCCAA